AUGGAAUCUGCCAAAAAGGUUGGAAACCUUAUUAACUAAGUAACAGGAUUAAUUGGAAUAACUCCGAGUAAAAAUUAAAACUGUUGUGGGAAGUAAAAGCAAAGACAGUGGGAUCAACCCAUUGAUAACACAAAAAGUUUUAGAAAAGAUUUUGACCUAAGAAAUGAUUUCUAUCUAUAACAUGCUAAUCCUCAAGUUUAAUAGAUCAUGGCUGAAAGGGAUAUUCCUUAAUCGAAGAAAAGGUCUUAUUAGUAGAUAGAUCAGUUUGAGUUUAUAGGUGGAGACAUGGACAGCAGAAGAAUAUUGAGGCCUACAAUUAAAUCUGACUUUGAAGAUCAUAGAUAACCCAGUAAUUAUUAACCAACAACUUUCGACAAGCUACUAUCUCUAAAAAACAUUUCCUGCCCAUCUCUUAGCCUAAAUUGCGGGACUAAGGCAUGCAAAGUCUUAUCUGUUGCUUCAUCUAAUGAUGAUAAUUAAACUUAAGCAACAGCUAAUGAGAAUGAGAAUAUCUAUUAAAGUACAGAAUAUCAAUAAUCAGUUCUUUAACAAUUGAAGUCCUCUUAAAUUCUGACUUAAUAGAGGUCAAAAUCUACAGAUAACUUUGACUAAGCCUACCUCGAUGAUAAUAAAUAAGAGAACAGCAUAAUUGCACUUAAGAAGUAUUUAAAGUAAUAGGAAGAUUUAAAGUUCCACAUUAAAGUAGGACUUGAGCGUCUUUGGCAUUAGAUUGAUGAAGAUUUCCGAGGUAAAGAGAAGAUUUUGAACAAGCAGGGACUAUCACUAAAUAAAUUAAGUUUCUACGAGCUUCAGCCGCAUAUCAUAUACUCUGAAAAUAAUAGGAGAAUAAUACCAUUAGGUCAAGACUAAAAUUAGGAAUACAAUGAUGCUGGAUUUUUGCAUUAACUUAACCUAGGAUAUAUAAUAGUUAAGGAUAAUAUCAUUUUUUGGUAAUUAAAUCAUGGUGGAGCUAGAGAUAAUUAAAUAACUAUCACCAUAGACCAUAAUAGAUAUGGAACAAUCUUAGGUGUUAGCAAUAUCAGAUCUCAAUGUGACAAUUAGCAUUUUGUUGUCGUAGUUACAGAGCUUGAAAUCCUUCUUUAUCAGUUUAAUAAAGAGUAAUUAAAUAAAUUCACUCUUUUACAUAAGAAUAAAGAUGAUCCAAUUUACAACGACCAUCAUUAGAAUACCAUCAUAUAUCAAAGUAUUAACACUGACAGAGUCUUUAUCGGUAGUGUUACAUCUCAAGUUAAUGAAUUAAAAAUAUCAACUUCAUAAAACUAAAAAAGAGCUUCAUUUAUUUCUUGCUUAGUGUCAAGUAAUAACAAAAUAAACAAGGGAAAUAAAUUCAGCAUGAUAAAUCAGUCUUCUUCUAAUGCAAUCAGUAAAUUUUUUGGCAAGAUUCUCCAAUCAUAAAACUUAAGCCAACAAGUCAAAGGAUUUGCUGAGCAUAUCGAGAGUAAUACCUUAUUUUAAUUUGUAGAUGACUAGAGCAAUAAAUUAGCAAGCUAUAUAUAGAUAACUGAUUUAGGGAGAUUUGGAGAUGAUUUUAAGAAUUUAUUCUAAAUUAGCUUAGAGAAGAUUUUCACUGAAAUAUGCCAAACUUUAAAUAUGAACAUUGACUUAAACAUUCUUCGAAAUGUUGAAAUUCACAAAAUUCAUAUUCAUAGAAAUAAUCUCCUGUUAAUAUUUGAAAAUGGAUUCAAAAUUACUAUUGAGUUAAUGUUUUAAGAUAUUCAAAAUCUUAAUCAAGAUGAUGAUUUUUAGGUUACUUCUUUAGCUUGUUCGAAAUUAUAAAUUAUUAAUUCAUGGAAAGUAGAAGGUAUACAGCAGAUUCCCCUGGCAAGGCUAAUUGAUCAGUACCAAUCUUUAUUUUAAUCCAUAGAGUAAAAAGACAUGAGUUAUAGAUGGAAGCCUUUCGUUGCUGAUCCAAUUUACCUUUGUAAUGAAAAUUAAUUUAGCAAUGAUAGUAGACUUAAGAUCAUUGACUCUAAAUUUAUUGGAGAGAAAGAAUUCUAUCUAGUUCGAUAAACUUACUAAGAUAUUGAUGAUGAUAAUCUUAACAAAGAGUACUAGUCAGAUUUUCUGAUGAGUAUUUAGCCAAAUUACAGAAGAGAAGGCAACCUCAAAAAUACUUAGCAUUUAGUUGGGAUUAAGCAAAUAAAUGAAUGUGCUAUUGCAUUAAAUGUUUUUAGCAAAGAAAAUAUUGGGAAAAGAGCAUCUUUGGAUGUUUUAACAGAUCAAGGAAUAAUUCAUAUGAUUGAACCCAAUGAUUAUGAUGUGAUAUCUUCAUAUCUCGAGUAAAUCCUUAAGCUAGAGAGGAAUAAGAGAGAUAUUAAGAGUCAUCUUAUUAUAGAAGUUAUUCAAAGAGAUUUGUAAAUAUAUCUACAAGGUUAGAGUCUCAUGUAUUCACUUAAGAAUUUAUUAGAAAUAAUAACUUCAGGGGAUUAAGAUUAAUUUGUCUCUAAUGAUUUCGCAGAAUAUUACUACAAAAACAUUCAGAAAUGUUUUGGAAAUGACUGCACUGACCUCGACAGUGCCUUGAAAGUUUUAAAAACUAAUAGUUUUAUGGGAUACUUAAAUAAUUAUGCAUCUUGUGACAAAUUUUCUUAUAAAUAAAUGGAACAAGAAAUCUAGCAAAGAGCUUUUGAGAUAUUCCUUGAAAUUACUGACUCAUCCUUAGAAUUUGAAUUUGAUUCAAUUAUUUAAUCAGAUGAACAAUACUAGAUAUUUUGGAAUAACUUAAAAACAAACAAUGAAACUUCUAUCCUUAAUUAAAAAUACCAAUAUGUUGUCCAUGAAAAUGCCAAGUAACUGGAGAAACCUGAAUAUUUCAGAGUCAACUGCAUGUAUAAGUUUCUCUAUAAUUAAAUCUAGGAUUUUUUGUAAGAGCCCAUAUUCAAGUUUGAAUAUGACUUUAAAACUCAAAAAUAAAAAUGUAAUCCUAAUAUAUCUCGAGACUUAAUGAAAAAAGCAGAAAUAAAGCUAGCAUAGCUGAAAAAAUUCAUUAUUGCUCAUAAGUAGAAUAUCUAGAUCAUUCAUGAUGAUUAAAUGGUGGACCAUUUAUCACUCUAUGAAGAAUUAGAGUGCUUUAGCCGUUUACUUGAUAGAUUCAUAGACGGAAUGUAAUACCUCUCAAAUCUAAUUACUUGGGAAAAGUUAGAUGAAACUAUAAAAUCGAUUGAGAGUAAAGCUGAAUAAAUGAGCCUAGCAGAUAUUGAAUUUUUUGAGUUUAUAGAAAAAGGUCUCACCGGUACUCAAAUUGGAUUCUUGAUCGAGAGAUACAUCACCUGGUAGUUUAGUUCAUCCGAUAUAAUGAAUUAUGAAGGAGAUAAAAGUAUCAUAAAAGGAAAGAGCAAUUCAUUUGUAGAUGAGUCAGUUCUUAAUUUAAUUUUUGGAAGGAAAUUAUUAUAAGAGGCCUUAGCUACUCAAAAUCAAUUAAUUAAAAGUAGCAAAAAUAAAUAUUAAAUGAUAAACAACUCCAAGCCUGCUUAAGUUGAAGGGAAAUAAGAUGUUUCUAAAAUGAAAAGAAUAGGAUUUAAUCUAUUAAUGAGAUGCUCUAGGCAACUUAAUUUACCAGUGGCAUUGCUUGAGCUAAUGAAAAACGAAAUGAUUGAGUAAUCAAUAGCUCUGUGCGUUAAUAGAUUUGAUUAAUUGGCUAUAUAUAUCAAGGUUUUAAAUGAAGGCUAGGAAUCUGACAUGAUUAAAGACUCAGAUCAAAUUGAUAACGUGAAAUCACCAUUAAAAAGGAGUCUCAAUUCCUAAAAAAUAAGUCUUAUUCAUUAGGAUCAAUAAGAAUGUAUGAUUAUAAUUCAAGAAAUUAUCGAGGAAUUAAUAUAGAGAUAAAAAUAAAUGGAAUAGUAGUAAAAAAUAAAGAAAUCAAAAAAUUCAAAUCAGGAUGUUUAUGAGAUUAUAGAAGUUUCAAAGUAUGAUGCAAUCAAAGUGCUUGUAAGAAAUCUUUAAAAAAUACAAAACUUGGAUGAUCUUGAUGAUCUAAAACAAAAGGUUUACAAAGAAUGUAUCAAAAGCACAUCUUUUAUUUUCCAUUAAGACCUUUAUGAGAAAUUGAUGGAGCUCUAAUAACUCUAAGAUAUUAUGAAAUUCGAAACUCCUUUUGCUAAAGAUUACUUAGAAAGAAUUAAUCAAGAAAUUGAUGAAAAUAAACCAUCUGAAGCAAUGCUAACUUUACAAUAAAGAUCACAACUACAUGACUAGAAAAUACAGGCAACGUUCUAAUAUAUGAAUGCAAAUCAACUGUUUGGAGAAGCAUACUUAUUUAUAAUGGAACAGACCUGUAAUACUGAUACCAUAUUAGACUUAAAAUUAAGAAUAAGCUGGAUAAGUAAAGGAGAGGGAUGUUUAUAAAAAUACAAAGAUGACCUGAAAAUACUAAUGAUGGAAAAUGAUGAUUAAAGAAACAUAAGCAAACUUGAUAUAAAAAUUAAUGAUUCAUAGAGAAUGCAAAAUGAAACUUUCAAAGACUAUUUCUUACAAGUACUUCAAAUAAGAGAUGGUAUAAAAAGAAAAUUAGAGAAAAUUAACAUCAAGAAAGAAGAGGAUGUAACUGACGAUAUAUUACAAAUUGAAGUUAUAGUUGAUAGGCUCACAUAUUAAGUUUUAGAUGUGAAUGAAGUUUAUUAACUAGCAAUUUAAUUUAAGAGAUGGCAAGAGUAUUUAGAUAUUCUUAGACUGACAGAGCUUCGAGACAACUGUAUUAAAGAUAAUGAUACUCAAAAAAGAAUAAACUUCUUAUACUAAGCAUUGAUAGAUCAUUACUACAAAAUUGAGGACUUAAAGGCGAAACCUAAGAAAUAUCAAAAUUUUAUAACUAUUUUAACUCAGCUUUCUAAAUCAAGUUUAACUUUUGAGAGUGCUGAGUUUCUUGAAUAGAUUAUCGAAUUAUUCCCUAUGAAACUUUUGCUUGAAUAAAUAGACAACAUGAACAUGAGCUAUCUUGAGCAAACUAGAGAUGGAAAAUAUUUAAAGGUCUUAAAUGAUUUCAUAUUUGCUAAUUCUAAAGUAGAAAACUUAAAAAUAUUCUAAUCAAAGUGGAGUCCUUUUUGGCAUGUUGAAUUCUUCAAUUCAAUCAAUUCUCAAAAGACUUAUGAUAUUUUAAUCAAAUUAAAAUCAUUCCUUCCAAAGCAUUAAAUGACUCAUUCAAGUAGACUUCUAAGUCAAUCUUUGAUAUCGCCAAAGUAGCAAACAGAAGAAAUUGAAAUUCCAGAAAAAUACUUAUCUAUUUCUAUAUUGGCCAUUUUGUGGGCAGCUUAGAAGCUUAUUUAAUAAAAUAGAUUCAACUACAAAAGUAAUAUUGGAAUAGCAGUUGCGGACCUGCAUUUAAAGAAAGUUGAAGUACAAUCUGUACUAAUAAGUCUAAAACUGACUAUUACUGACGAACUUUUAUACAGUAAAUAGUAUGCCGAUGAAAUCAAAGCAAUCAUAAAGAACUUGGAAGAUGCAUUAAUUAAACUUUGA
Molecule: messenger RNA, 5475 nt
Organism: Stylonychia lemnae
Lineage: Eukaryota; Ciliophora; Spirotrichea; Sporadotrichida; Oxytrichidae
Source: the annotation of a GenBank genome assembly